This is a messenger RNA of Lepus europaeus (European hare), 583 nucleotides long. RefSeq names its product C-type lectin domain containing 5A (gene CLEC5A). Bases 86 to 583 code for a protein of 165 amino acids. The transcript is spliced from 6 exons. NCBI's taxonomy places the organism in Eukaryota, Metazoa, Chordata, Mammalia, Lagomorpha, Leporidae. The record is from RefSeq and is a predicted model, not a curated record. Gene Ontology annotation, molecular function: virus receptor activity. Gene Ontology annotation, biological process: innate immune response.
CAGGCAUUAGGCGGCCGGGACCACCCCCAGCUGCAAGCCAGCCCAGCCUUCCAGGGAGAGAGCAGGCCCACAAACCUCCUUCAUCAUGAACUGGCACAUGAUCAUCUCUGCGCUUGUGGUAGUGUUGCUUAAAGUGGUUGGAAUGACCCUAUUUCUGCUGUACCUUCCAGAAAUAUUUGGGAGCAGGAAUGACAGCAUCAGUCCCACAAGGAGCUAUGGAAGAGUCUGCCCCAAAGAUUGGGAUCUUCAUCAAGGAAGGUGUUUUUUCUUGUCCACCUCUGAGUUGUCUUGGAACAAAAGCAGGGAUGAUUGUCAAACAAGAGGAUCCACUUUGGCAAUCGUCAACACACCAGAAAAACUGGAGUAUCUCCAGGACCUAGCUGGAACUGAGAAGUAUUCAAUUGGCUUAAUGUACCAGCCUGCACAGAAAACGUGGCGCUGGAUCGACAACUCUGUGUUCAAUGGCAACGUUACCAAUCAGAAUCAGAAUUUCAACUGUGUGACCAUAGGCCUAUCAAAGACAUUUGAUGCUGCAUCCUGUGACGUCACUUACCGCUGGAUCUGUGAGAAGAACCCAGAAUGA